Molecule: messenger RNA, 1082 nt
Organism: Paramisgurnus dabryanus
Lineage: Eukaryota; Metazoa; Chordata; Actinopteri; Cypriniformes; Cobitidae
Source: RefSeq, a predicted model, not a curated record
AUGAGCGGCAGAGGCAAAACCGGUGGUAAGGCCAGAGCAAAGGCAAAGACUCGUUCAUCCAGAGCCGGGCUUCAGUUUCCCGUCGGCCGUGUUCACAGACUUCUUCGCAAGGGUAACUACGGAGAGCGCGUCGGUGCUGGAGCUCCAGUUUAUCUCGCCGCUGUGCUCGAGUAUCUUACUGCUGAGAUCCUGGAGUUGGCUGGAAACGCCGCUCGUGACAACAAGAAGACUCGCAUCAUUCCCCGCCAUUUACAGCUGGCAGUGCGUAACGACGAGGAGCUGAACAAACUCUUGGGUGGCGUGACCAUCGCUCAGGGCGGUGUGUUGCCCAACAUCCAGGCUGUGUUGCUGCCAAAGAAGACCGAGAAGCCCGCUAAGGCAAAAGUGAAGCUGAUAACGAAAAUGAGCGGCAGAGGCAAAACCGGUGGUAAGACCAGAGCAAAGGCUAAGACUCGUUCAUCCAGAGCCGGGCUUCAGUUUCCCGUCGGCCGUGUACACAGACUUCUUCGCAAGGGUAACUAUGCAGAGCGCGUCGGUGCCGGAGCUCCAGUUUAUCUCGCCGCUGUGCUCGAGUAUCUUACUGCUGAGAUCCUGGAGUUGGCUGGAAACGCCGCUCGUGACAACAAGAAGACUCGCAUCAUUCCCCGCCAUUUACAGCUGGCAGUGCGUAACGACGAGGAGCUGAACAAACUGUUGGGUCGCGUGACCAUCGCUCAGGGCGGUGUGUUGCCCAACAUUCAGGCUGUACUGCUGCCAAAGAAGACCGAGAAGCCCGCUAAAGCAAAAUAAAUCAAGGUUUCACCAAAAGUAUUAACAAAAAGGCUCUUUUAAGAGCCACCCACUUGAACUAUAAGAGAGCGAUGUUUAGAGAUUUCAAUGUACAGGGUUGCAUGUGUGUGUUGAAUGGAGCACAAAUAUAAAACUAUGGGUAAACUGAUGAAAGCAGUUUUCACACUGGGCUCAGGGAAUCUCUCAUUUCUUACAACAAACACUUUCAAGACUUGUUUCUUAGCGUGUUUUUUACUGUGCCCUUUAUAUUAGCGGUGUUUGCAAUUGUGAAUUGUUUGCAGAGCUUCUAUGAA